AAGUUGACCGAUCAUUCGAUGCGAAACCUCCCGCUCCCCGGAGCUCCGCCACUGAUCGCCAUUGAUACUGCAAUUUUACGUCCUGUGACCUGACGUGCCUGACUUGUGGUGACGUAAGCAUAAAUUAUCAUAAGUGGUACUGCUGGAGUUGUGAUACUGGCGCUACCUGACCUUACCACUACCAGAGCAAUGAGCAGUUUAGCGUAAUCCCCAUGCAGAGCAGUGGACUUCGAUGAAGCUUUUCAAGCCCACGCCGUACGUACAAGGCAGAGGGCGAUUUUCACGCUGUUCAUAUCGAUCUUCAAAGAAUAUUUGCAGUUCAAACAGAAUAUAUACCAUGUCUCCAUUCCAGCGAUCAGCCCUGAUUUACGUAAUCUUUGGCUUCUGUCUUGGUCUCAUGACAUCUAGACUAUUUGGUGGAUCGGGCAACUGCUCAUCCAAUCAACCUGUCGCAGUGAAUACGCACAUCCAAUGCAGAUAUCCCAAGUCCGAAAUGAGAGCGUUAACUGCUGAUGAGGUCGUAGCGUCAGUCAACAACGUUAAGCCCGAAGUUCCCAAACACAAAGCCGAUGUCUCCGAACCAAAGGCGAACGCACCUCGAACACCGAGGAAGAUCCUGCUUGACUGCGGAGGCAACGUGGCAUCCACUGUGCUGCUGUUUCGUGAGACGUACCCAGGGGGACAAGAUUAUAUCAUCCAUUCGUUUGAAAUUGAUGAUCGUCUGGCACCGUACUACAAACCCUACGGUAAUCACCAUCUUCACUGUCCCGUCGGCGUUGCAGGCAAGAAUGGGGAAAUGACGGCCUAUUCGGAGAUGGUCUGGUCACCCAAUAAAGGUAGUAAUCAUGGCGCUGACAUGCAGUGGGGCGGCGGUUCGCUGUUCGUGUCUGGUCAGGAAAAGCAAGAUGACAAAACAGGUGGUUAUCGCAAGUUGUCCUAUCGGAAGACAAUACCGGUCAUUGACCUCUCGCAGUGGAUUGUGGAUAAUUUCUCCAAAGAUGAUUACAUCAUCUUUAAGCUGGACGUUGAGGGCGCCGAAUAUGAAAUUUUGAGGAACAUGAUUGACAACAACGUACUGGCUUACAUUGAUAAAUUUUACGGUGAAUAUCACGACUGGCAACCGACGGGCUGGUCCUGGUCCGACAGACGCCGAAUACAAUCCGACAUCCAGAAGGCUGGCUUCAGCAUGAUUGACUGGACCGGGGAGGAAAGAAAAUACUCGGAUAUUGAAGCGAUGAACCCCAUCAAGGUACUCGAUGGCACCCCUGGCAAAGCUGGAAAGGUUUAUACGAAUUGCGCCAGUGGCUCUGUGGCUUUAACAGUCGCUGUGGGCAUGAACUACAAACGUGCGCGGAGAGUGGUAGAGACACUGGCAGCCCACAAGUAUAAAGUUCCCAUCACGCUGUUCGUGUACGGAGACUUUGUUCAGAGAAACUCCGAGGCUGUCAAAACCUGGAGCGAGCACUUCAACAUCGGUAUACGGGAGGAUGGGCACAAUCCUCCGGGGCACUUAGAACUGAUGCCCGGUGCUUGGGUCCGCAUGGGUCUGAUCAGCUCCAUUCUGCGCUUGGAGAAGAUAGGCAUCACAGCGUCUUAUUAUCUACCUACGGUGCAGGGAGAUGCAUCGACGACGAUCCUCGGAGAGGCCAAGAGCAGAGGUCUGCGGGUUAUCAAACCGGUGGCGGAGUUUCCUGCUAAACAGGGUACACCUGAUGAAUUAACGUGGAAUAACUACUACCAGUAUCGUGAUGUGGAGCGCGUCCCAAAGGCAUUACGCAAGAUUCACGAUGCUUUAUCCAAGAACACUGGGGGCGUCCUAACUGUGGACUCGGACCUGCCAGACACGUACAUGAAUUCCGUUUUCAUGUUGGAUUAUCUAGUUGAGACGUCAGGUUUUAAGUUGGUGGAUUUAAACGAGUGCGUCUCUCAGUCGCGGUAUUCCUCAUUUUUUGGUGGGAUUUUAUAAUUUAGAGCCAUGUUCAUAUACAUGAAUAGAUCGCAAUCCACUCACACUGAUCGAUCCACUGACGUCUUUGGCCAAGACUAGUCCAUCUUUGGCUACAUUCUUGGCAUUCUACAGUUCUGUACUGAGGACCAACUUACUGAGGUUUUUGUGCAUCGCUGGUUAUCAAUAGCCGUCUGUAAUACAAUGCGCAGCAGGCAACCAGGAACGGCCGAGAGUUUUUUUUUUAUUACGACUCUUGACCAAAGUUGGACUAAACACCAUGCCUCCCGAAUUUAACACUGAUUAACAAAUGUCUCCUGAUCGAACUUCCUCAAAAUGAAUUGUGUGCCAAGAGUUCGAGUAUGACAUCAGGCCAUGGUGUCGCCAUGUUUGAGAGGGGAUUGCUCGUGCACAUUGGGUCUUGUUAUAAGUACAAUGUACUGAAGACUGCUCCUCAGUAGCCCCGAAUGAAGACAAUACGCGACAGUGGUCUGGAUCGUGAUCACAACCAUUCUAGUUGAUUAAUGUUUUCUGCCUGAUUUUCUUUUUCGUUUUUGUGUGCCUUCUACUGACACGAACAAAUUGUAAUGUAGGAAAACGUCUUUUAGGAGGCACCGUACAUUGGCACAUUGCCCAACUUCUUUUAUAAAUGUAUUAUAAACGCCUGCAGUCAGUGCGCUGUGCGCGCGAAAUGGGCCUAAUUCGCGAGUUGGCCAUUUUUGUCGAGUUCCCUGAAUGUAUUUCAUUAAUUGAUAAAUGUUGAAUGGGAUGGCGCCAGACUAUUUAUGCAGGCACAAUGCAGCCUUAUUUUACUGUAAUUUUUUUUUGAAUAUGGCUUUAAACAUUAGGGAAUGUUUAACAACAAAUUUAAAAUUAUUUUUUGAGGCAGACUGGAAUUGCAAUUAAGUUGCUUUUAAGAUUUUACCUAACUUUCUAUUGAAUAUGGCCGACUCGUGAAUAAGGCCCAUGAUCCUUUUCAGUCUGCACACCGUACCAUCAAAGUGUGAGUAUCGUAUAGAUCGAUAAGUGCUCUGAACCAACCAUUUCACUUAGGUAGACCAGACUUUGUAAUUGCUGUACAUUCUCAUUUCAUUGUGUCACUAUCCCUGACACUGCUGAUUGAAGUAUAGUAUGUAAAAAGGGAGUGAUUUUGAGGUGAAUUUGUUCCAUUUUAAUCCCAAAAGUUUCAUGUGCAAAUCUCAUUUUGAUAUUGUUGCUCAUAAAUCUCAGGUUGUUGCUCUAAACUGUUUCAUGUUGAGUUUAUGUGGCGACCGUUGUAUGUUUUAGCGUUUUGAUCUGUGCCGGGCCUCAUAUACUGUACUGUAUCAUAAUCUGGAAGGCGGAGUCCACACAGUCGUGCACUGACCCGGCGUUCGGGGAACUUUAACUUUAAUAAUUAGACUACUCAGAACUUUGAUUAUUUGCAACUGUAUGGGAAUUUUACACUUGGAAUUAGGACUACUAGGAACUUAACUUAACUAGGAACUUACUUAACUUUACUUUAUCAACUUAGAACUUAGUCUUGUAGCUUGUAGACAUUGAAUCUAAUUCAUCUAUAAGUGUAACAGUACACUAUUUUUGUGAGCUCAAAUAGACCUAAGACCUAAUGACGUAAUGCCUUUGUUUACAUCUGCGCUUUCCUAUGGGAGCGAAGUCGGGAAGCCAGACUAAGUAGGGACCGUCUACCACAUAGGAAAGCGCACAUGUAAACAAAGCGUGACGUCAUUAGGUCUCAGGCCUAUUGAUAUUGAUGUCAUAAUCAUGAGAUGAGUUUUGGAAAAAAAGUA
This is a messenger RNA of Patiria miniata (bat star), 3732 nucleotides long. RefSeq lists its product as uncharacterized. NCBI's taxonomy places the organism in Eukaryota, Metazoa, Echinodermata, Asteroidea, Valvatida, Asterinidae. Gene Ontology annotation, biological process: carbohydrate metabolic process. The transcript is spliced from 8 exons. The record is from RefSeq and is a predicted model, not a curated record. Bases 233 to 1966 code for a protein of 577 amino acids.